Phycodurus eques (leafy seadragon) is the source of this 5717-nucleotide messenger RNA. RefSeq names its product membrane-associated phosphatidylinositol transfer protein 2-like. Gene Ontology annotation, cellular component: cytoplasm. Gene Ontology annotation, biological process: phospholipid transport. The coding region runs from base 1346 to 5632 and encodes 1428 amino acids. The record is from RefSeq and is a predicted model, not a curated record. NCBI's taxonomy places the organism in Eukaryota, Metazoa, Chordata, Actinopteri, Syngnathiformes, Syngnathidae. The transcript has 25 exons. Gene Ontology annotation, molecular function: phosphatidylinositol transfer activity; phosphatidylinositol binding; metal ion binding.
UUCUGUGUGAGUGCUGGAUGUGUUCGUGCGUUUGUGUUUGAUGUGCGUGUAUGUUUUGCGUUUGUUCGUGUGUGUGUGUUGGUGCACUGUUGUGUGUUUGUUUGUAGGUAGUUGUGCUGCGCACUUGGGUGUGUUUGUACAUUCUUGUACAUUAUUGUGUGUUUGUGUGUGUUGGAUGAGUAUGUUUAAUGUGUGUUUGUUUGUUUGUGUACAUUAUGUUGUUUGUGUGUUUUUGCAUUGUUGUGUGUUUUUGUGCAGGGGGGAUUGCUGCAUGUGUGUGUGUUUGUAUUUUGUGUGUUGUUGUGUUACUUGUUUGUACAUUUGUGUGUGUUUGCAUGUGUUUGUGCAUUGUUGUGUGUUUGCAUGUGUGUCUGUGUCUUGAAUGUGUGUGUUUGUACGUGUGUGUGUGUGUGUGUUUGUGAAUGUUUGUGUGUGUGGAUGUGUUGGAUACCUGUGUUUGUACGUUUGUGUUUUGUGUGUAUGUGCAAGUUGGAGCAUGUUUGUGUUUAUGUGUGUACAUUUGUAUGUGUGUGUUAUUGUGUCUUUGUGCAUUGUUGUCUGUUUACGUGUGUCUGUACAUGUGUGUGUGUCUUUGUGCAUUGUUGUGUGGUUGUGUGUGUUGGAUGAGUUUGUUUGAUGUGUGUUUAUAUGUUUGUGUUUUGCGUCUAUAUGUUUGUGUAUGUGCAUGUUAGAGAAUGUGUGUGUGUGUUUGUGAAUCUUUGUGUGUGUUUGUGCAUCGUUGUGGGUGUGUUUGUGUGUGUGUUAUUACAUUGUUGUGUGUGUGUUCAUCUAGUUGAUUUGACGUGUGCGUUUGUAUGUUUGUGUGUUUUGCGUGUGUUUGUGUACGCGUGCGUUUACAUUCAUUUGAGUGUGCAUGUUUUUGCAAACGUGUAUUUUGUGUGUGUGGUGGAUGUGUGUGUGUUUUAUGUACACGAUGUGUAUUUGUGUGUUUGCGCGUGUGUGUGCGUGUGACAAUCGAGUUUCCCUAACAAGCGACAGUUCUGGCUAAUACGUGCUAAUACAGCGUGGCGUGUUUAUGGUUUGUUACGACCCGCCGCUGUGUCUUUUUAAAGCUCAGGUCAGGCCGUCGCUCUUGACUCCGCGUUCGCGGCGCCCGCGCGAGGACGAGAGCGGGACCGACCCGCUCGAGGAUUUAGGUUGCCGGGGGAUUUGGGCUCGGAGGAUUACCUCGUAAUAGAUCCGCAGGAGGAGGUCGCGCGCAGGAAGUACGGCGUGAAGGACUCGGCAUGGCGCCUCCGUCUGACCGUCCUUUGGUCUUCCUAGGCGCCUACGAUGACUCGGGUCCCGUUUUUGCUGAUGCGCUGACCGUGGUCCGGGUGCCGCCAUGCUGAUCAAGGAGUACCGCAUCCCCAUGCCCAUGAGCGUGGACGAGUACCGCAUAGCUCAGCUCUACAUGAUACAGAAAAAGAGCCGCGAGGAGAGCUGCGGCGAGGGCAGCGGCGUGGAGAUCCUGGAGAACAAACCGUACCGCGACGGGCCCGGAGGCUCGGGCCAGUACACCCACAAAGUCUACCACAUCGGCAAGCACAUCCCGUCGUGGUUCUGCUCCAUCCUGCCGCAGGCCGCCCUGCGCGUGGAGGAGGAGUCGUGGAACGCCUACCCUUACACGCGCACCAGGUACACGUGUCCGUUCGUGGAGAAGUUCUCCAUAGACAUCGAGACGUACUACAUGCCGGACACUGGCGACCAGUCGGACGUCUUCUCGGCUGAGAAGAGACAAAGGACAGUCGACCCCAUCGACAUCGUCAAGGACUACAUCGCUCCCCACGAGUACCUGGCGGAGGAAGACCCCCGCCUGUACCAGUCGCUCAAGACCAGACGAGGUCCGCUGUCCGAGGACUGGAUCGAGGAGAUCGGCCGCACUGCCGGCGAUCGCUCGGUCAUGUGCGCCUACAAGCUGUGCAAAGUGGAGUUCCGAUACUGGGGCAUGCAGUCCAAGAUCGAGCGCUUCAUCCACGACGUGGGCCUGCGGAAAGUGAUGGUGCGAGCCCACCGCCAGGCGUGGUGUUGGCAGGACGAGUGGUACGGCCUGACCAUCGAGGACAUCCGGCUGCUGGAGCUGGAGACCCAGCUGGCCCUCGCCAAGAAGAUGGCCCAGUACAGCCUCGGCGAGGAGGGCGCUUCCGAGACCAACGGCCACCCCGCCGCUCAGGACCGGGACGAGGAGCCGCGCGACGUCGCCGGAUCCGGACCCGCCGCCGAGGCCGAGGUCGGCGGCGCGACGCCGGGCUCGGUGCUGGACAACCGGGGGGAGCUGACCAAGCAGUGGUCCACGUCUUCCAGAUCCUCCAACAGGUCAUCCAAGAGAGGAGGAAGUCCUUCUCAUCACAGCCUGAGCGAGUGGAGGAUGCAGAGCAUCGCGCGAGAAUCCGACGACAGCACGGACGACGAGUUCUUUGACGCGCACGAUGGUUUCUCUGACGGCGAGGAGGCACAGCCCAAGGAGAUCACCAAGUGGAGUUCCAACGACCUGAUGGACAAAAUGGAAACCGUAGAAGCGGACGAGGUUCCAGAGUCGCUGUAUCCCGAGUCGGGCGGGGACUUUGGCCCCAUGACCAACGAGGAGCCACACGCCGAGGCGUCUCGGCAGUGUCUUCAGCCGUCCAAAAUCCACGUGCUGAUUCUGGUCCUGCACGGAGGAAACAUUCUGGACACGGGGGCAGGCGAGCAGAACAGCAAGCAAGGUGACGUCAACACGCUGAGCGGCGCCUUCGAGACGGUGAUGAGGGUGCACUACCCGGCGGCACUGGGCCGCAUCGCCAUCCGCACCGUGCCGUGUCCCGCUGUCUGCGUGGAAGCCUUCUCUCUGGUGUCCAACCUGAGUCCGUACAGCUACGACGAGGGCUGCCUUUCCAGCAGUCAGGAUCACAUCCCGCUGGCCGCGCUGCCUCUCCUCGCCACGUCGGCGCCGCAGUACCAGGACGCGGUAGCCGCGGUCAUCCUCAGAGCCAAUCAGGUCUACACAGACUUCAUCAGGUCCCUGGGAGGAGCCUCCUUCAACGGACAGGUGUGUGUGAUCGGGGACUGCGUCGGAGGCAUCCUGGGCUUUGAUGCUCUUUGCAGUACUUCUGUUCUGGUGUUGGAAAGUCCAAACAGCAGCAGGCGGGGCAGCGCCAUCAGCGUGCAGGACACGGAGCUGCUUUCUCCCGGCAUCGUCAUCAACAGCGCGUCGCCCUCGUCGCCGUCCCUGGAGGGAAGUCGACACCUGAGCCGGAGUAACAUCGACAUCCCUCGGUGCUCGGGGCCCGACGACCCCAAGAAGCAGCUGCCGCGCAAACGCAGCGACUCCUCCACCUACGAGCUCGACACCAUCAAGCACCACCAGGCCUUCUUGUCCAGCCUUCACUCCAGCGUGAUCCACGCGGAGUCCUGCUCGCGGCGCUCCAGCAACAGCACCAUGCUGGAGGGAGGAUCGCUGGGCAAGUUUGACUUUGAGGUGACAGACUUCUUCCUGUUUGGAUCUCCUCUGGGCCUGGUGCUGGCGCUCAGGAAGACUGUGGUGCCCUCGUUGGACGUGACGGCUCUGCGUCCGGCCUGCCAGCAGGUCUACAACCUGUUCCACCCGGCAGACCCGUCAGCCUCGCGCCUGGAGCCUCUCCUGGACAAACGCUUCCACCUGCUGCCCCCCUUCAGCGUCCCGCGCUAUCAGCGCUUUCCCCUGGGGGACGGACACUCGGCUCUCCUGGUGGAGACGGUGCAGGGCAACCCUCAGCUCCUGAUGGAGCCGGCGUUGCAUCGCAGUCAGGAGAUGGGCGUGAACGAGACCUCCAUCCCCGUGCCCGUCCUCAACUGGCCGUCCUCCGUGGAUGGGAGCGCUCACAUUUCGGUGGACGCCGCCUACCCGCCGCCGUCCACGUCUCCUGGUGUCCCUCACAUCCGCUGCCACCGCCGGGCGAGCGAGGCCAGCCUGGCGAGCCAGGUGUCGGGCUUGGCCGAAUCGUAUGCCGCCUCCAACGUCGCCAACAGUAAGUCGGCCUCGGGCCUUCGGUCCCCGCACGUUCCUCGCGCGCUCGCUUGUUUGACGGCUUGUUCCGAACCAAACGUCCCCUCAGCCGGCCGGGUGAAAAAAAGGCUCAGUCUUCUGUCCCAGAUUCCCUACCGUAAACUCGCCUCCCGGACGCCGUCGUCGCGCUCGUGCAGGAAAACCCGCCAGGUGUUCCUGAGAGCCGCCGAGUCGGAAGCAGCCUCGGACGCCGGCUCGGAUGUCACCGCUGACAUUCCAGACAUCAGCUCACCCGGGGCACUAAACAACUUGGCGCAAGUUGCGUCUCGCUGGUGGGGCAGCAAGCGGAUGGACUACGCCCUCUACUGUCCCGAUGCCCUGACGGCGUUCCCCACCGUGGCCCUGCCGCACCUCUUCCACGCCUCCUACUGGGAGUCCACAGACGUGGUGUCCUUCCUGCUCAGACAAGUAAUGAGGCACGAGAACUCCGGAAUUCUGGAGCUAAAUGGCAAAGAAGUGUCAGAGUUCACGCCAUCCAAGCCCAGAGAAAAGUGGCUGCGCAAGCGGACUCAUGUCAAAAUCCGGAAUGUGACGGCCAACCACCGCGUGAACGACGGCGUGUUCACAGAGGACGGCGCCCAGACGGUCACCGGUCGCUUCAUGUACGGCCCGCUGGACAUGGUGACGCUUACGGGAGAGAAGAUCGACAUCCACGUGAUGACGCAGCCCCCCUCGGGCGAGUGGGUCUAUUGCGACACGCAGCUCACCAACAGCAGCGGUCGCGUCUCCUACGCGCUUCCCGACAACAAGCGGCUGGGAAUCGGGGUGUAUCCCGUCAAAAUGGUGGUCAGGGGCGACCACACGUUUGCCGACAGCUACCUCACCGUGGUACCCCGCGGGACCGAGUUUGUGGUGUUCAGCAUCGACGGCUCGUUCGCCGCCAGCGUGUCCAUCAUGGGCAGCGACCCCAAGGUGCGAGCGGGAGCCGUGGAUGUGGUCAGGUACUGGCAGGACCUGGGCUACCUGAUCGUGUACGUGACGGGGCGUCCCGACAUGCAGAAGCAACGCGUGGUGGCGUGGCUGUCGCAGCACAACUUCCCGCACGGCGUGGUCUCCUUCUGCGAGGGCCUGGUUCACGAUCCGCUCCGCCACAAAGCCAACUUCCUCAAGUGCCUCGUCGGCGAGGCCCAGAUGAGGAUCUUCGCUGCCUACGGCUCCAGCAAGGACAUUUCGGUGUACGCCAACGUCGGCCUGCCGCCGUCGCACAUCUACAUCGUGGGAAGACCCACAAAGAAGAUGCAGCACCAGUGUCAGUUCAUUCCGGACGGCUACGCCUCGCACCUGUCCCAGCUGGAGUACAACCGGCAUUCCCGUCCCGCCAAGUCGGCCGGCGCCCGCGUGGUCCUGCGCAAGAGCAGCUUCGGUUUGGGCGCCGCCUCGGGGGACUUCCUGCGCAAGCGCAACCACAUCUUCCGCACCAUUUCGCCGCAGCAGCCCGGCGGCCCGCCGUCCGGCUCCCCCAAGCCGCCGGGCCGGACGGAGCGAACGCAGAGCCAGUGCGAGGCGGAGCGCGGCGUGACGGCGGCGGCCACGGCGCAGCGGAGCAUGAGCGUGGCGGCCGGAUGCUGGGCACGCGGCGGAAGCGCGGGCUUACACGGCCCCAAAUGAGGCGGCACGGCGGGAGCCGCCGUGAUCUCGAAGGAGUGGACUCGAGCCGACUGUGUAGCAUGACUCUUUUACACUAACACUUUUA